Linum tenue is the source of this 414-nucleotide messenger RNA. The record is from the annotation of a GenBank genome assembly. Lineage: Eukaryota; Viridiplantae; Streptophyta; Magnoliopsida; Malpighiales; Linaceae.
AUGGAGCUGCAGAAGCGGGUUAGGAUCUACGAAUUGGGUUCUCUGCCGCCGUUUCUGUUGGUGUUCGCCGGGGUGAUUGUGCCAGUGAACCACCGGUGGAAUCAGCACGGCCUGGGAGGGGACAAUUUCAGGGGAUGGUGGAGGAGCAUCUGCGAGAGCAGUUCGGCGUCGGCGGAUGGUUCGAGUGUGGGGAGCUCGGAGGUGACUGCGGAUGCGGAGAAGUUGCGACGGCGGAGGAGGAAGGUAGUGGUGGCGAGGGCUCGAUCUCUGUUUAUUUUUCAGGGGGUUGUGUCUCGGUUUUGGGUUUGGUCAAUUAAUUGGGUUGGUUCGCGGGUUGGGCAAGAAGGGCUGACAUGGCGGGUAAAUAUGACGUGGCGGGUCGGGUCGUCAUUUUUUAGUGUUAAAUUAUGCUGA